Mus pahari (shrew mouse) is the source of this 1050-nucleotide messenger RNA. RefSeq names its product olfactory receptor 4F4-like. The transcript is spliced from 3 exons. The record is from RefSeq and is a predicted model, not a curated record. Gene Ontology annotation, molecular function: olfactory receptor activity; G protein-coupled receptor activity. The coding region runs from base 1 to 1050 and encodes 349 amino acids. Gene Ontology annotation, cellular component: membrane. NCBI's taxonomy places the organism in Eukaryota, Metazoa, Chordata, Mammalia, Rodentia, Muridae. Gene Ontology annotation, biological process: G protein-coupled receptor signaling pathway.
AUGAGCGAAGAGAGCGAUUACAUUAUUCAGCAGACCUUAUAUCAACUACUGCUGCUGCCUCUUCAAGUUAUGAAAGAGGCAAAUACAGACACUCUCUUCUGGAAUGAAUCAAACACGGAAGCAAAUAACUCUGUGGUGAAAGAAUUUAUUUUUAUUGGACUCUCCGAUUCUCAGGAACUUCAAAUCUUUCUGUUUGCAUUCUUUCUUGUUUUCUAUGCAGGAAUUGUNUUUGGAAACCUUCUUAUUGUCNUGACUGUNACCNAUGACUCCCACCUCCACUCCCCUAUGUANUUNCUGUUGGCUAACCUCUCAUUCAUAGAUCUGUGUCUGUCUUCUGUCACAGCACCAAAGAUGAUUGCUGAUUUUUUCAGGAAAUGCAAAGUCAUCUCUGUCCAUGGCUGUUUUGCACAAAUAUUUCUCCUUCACUUUUUUGGGGGGAAUGAGCUGGUGACCCUCAUAGCCAUGGCCUUUGACAGAUAUGUAGCAAUUUGUAAGCCUCUACGCUACACUACAAUUAUGCGUGGCAAUGUAUGUGCUGGCAUUGUGGCUACUGCAUGGGCAACUGGCUUCCUACACUCAGUGAGCCAAUUGGCCUUUGCAGUGAAUUUACCCUUUUGUGGUCCCAAUAAGGUUGACAGUUUUUAUUGUGACCUUCCUAGAGUAAUCAAACUUGCCUGUGCAGACACAUAUAGGUUAGACAUCAUGGUCAUUGCCAACAGUGGUGUGCUUACUGUGUGUUCUUUUGUUUUGCUAAUCAUCUCCUACAGUAUCAUUCUAACAACCAUCCAGAGGCGCCCUUCUGAUAGGUCAUCUAAGGCUUUGUCUACACUGACUGCUCAUAUCACAGUAGUUCUUUUGUUUUUUGGACCUUGCAUCUUCAUUUAUGCCUGGCCCUUUCCCAUCAAGUCAUUAGAUAAAUUCCUCGCUGUAUUUUAUUCUGUGGUCACUCCUCUCUUGAACCCCAUUAUAUACACACUGAGGAACACAGAGAUGAAAACUGCCAUGAGACGCCUGAGACAAUGGAAUUUAAACUUUUGGAUGAAGUCGUAG